Mizuhopecten yessoensis (Yesso scallop) is the source of this 3061-nucleotide messenger RNA. RefSeq names its product protein YIPF6-like. Gene Ontology annotation, cellular component: trans-Golgi network; membrane. The transcript is spliced from 7 exons. The record is from RefSeq and is a predicted model, not a curated record. NCBI's taxonomy places the organism in Eukaryota, Metazoa, Mollusca, Bivalvia, Pectinida, Pectinidae. Bases 51 to 728 code for a protein of 225 amino acids. Gene Ontology annotation, biological process: endoplasmic reticulum to Golgi vesicle-mediated transport.
CUCCCGAAUGUCUGCUAUCUCGCGCAUCCGGAAAUAGGGAAUUUCUCAUCAUGGCUGACGUGGAGUUCCACGGCCAAGAGCAGGGAAUGAUGAAUGAUGUGUCUCUGGAAGGGGAGAUAACUGUUCCUGGCCUAGCUCAAUCAGAAGAUGACGAUGAUCAAUUCUCUACCUUGGAUGAACCAGUCAAAGAGACGGUGAUGCGAGAUGUCAAAGCAGUGGGACAAAAGUUUUUCCAUGUGCUAUAUCCAAAAACAAGUAGAGUACUUCUAAAGGAAUGGGACUUGUGGGGCCCACUGAUCCUGUGUGUCUUUAUGGCAAUGAUGCUACAGGGCUCAUCCGAACAUCUGGACAAGAUGAACGACGGAGGCCCACAAUUUGCUGAAGUGUUUGUGAUCUACUGGGUCGGAGCAGUGGUGGUCACACUCAAUACCAAACUUUUAGGAGGCAACAUCUCGUUUUUCCAGAGUAUUUGUGUGCUGGGAUACUGUGUGUUCCCGUUAACGGUGGCCUUGGUGGUGUGCCGUAUUGUCCUUAUAGCUGACCAAACAACGGCUCUGUUUAUAGUCCGAUUCAUCAUAGUGGUCGUAGCCUUUGCUUGGUCAACUUUUGCCUCCACAGCAUUCCUUGCAGACAGCCAACCAUCCAAUAGGAAAGCCCUGGCUGUGUAUCCAAUAUUCCUGUUUUAUUUCGUCAUCAGUUGGUUGAUUAUAUCGCACACACAUACAUAACACAAACAAUUUAAAGCGAUGUAUAUUGUAUUAUAGGUAAAUUAUGAUAACCGUGGGAAUUUUUCAUUUUUUGUUCAUUCAUAACAUUUCCAUAAUUUAUUUUCUGUGUUGAACAAAAUGUGUGUCCAUAUAUACAAGUAAUACAACUUUAUCCCUGGUACUUCUAUUCAAAUAUCGCUCUACAAUUUAAACUUUUUUUUUUUUCCUCGAGCGAUACAAUAUUGGUGAUUGUUACAAGAUAUUUACGGUACAUGUACACAUAUAUUCUGUACAUGUGCUGUGAACCUAUGAUUUUGUUCACAAAACCUAAAAGAUUCUCUUGAUGUUAAGAAUACUAAGGGAUCAAAUUGGACAGGUUUCCCUUACAUUAAAAAUGAUAUUUUAUCAUGGGACACAAAAGACCUGAAUACAGUUGGGGGGAAAACCUGUCUAAUCUGACCCUAAGUAUUUCAACAUCCUUUCUAAUCAAACAUAAUGUUGUAAUCCAAUUCCUUAUUUAACCUGUGUAUUCUGAAAUACUGUCAAAUCUGACCAAUAUGUUGUGUCACACAAGGUGUCAGGAUUAAACAUAUUUCACUGUAAUAUGAAAAAUUCCUGAUAAUUAUCAUGUUUGAAUUCUUGAAAAUGUGAUAGACUUGUAUAAACUUACCGGUACAUCUUCCAUAUUCCAUCUUCUACAGGAUUUACGUUUUAAUGCUGACAAAUAAAUGUAGCUUUAAACACCAUUUAAAGUGUACAUCAUGGAAUUAAAUGGGGGUUUUUCUAGCAAAUUCGAGAGUUAUGUCUGAGUGUGUAUGAAGAUAGUUUAAAGAGUAUAUUUAUCAGACAUAGAUGGACUUUGUGUAAUAAAUGUGUUGAUGAAGAAAAAUCAAUAUUUAGCCAAAACUUGAAUAGACAGAUGCUGGAAAAGAAGCUUGGCAAGAAUUGAAUGUGAAUAUACUUAAAUCCAAUUACUUUUGUGUGUGGGACAAGGUUGUCUGAAGCAAGACAGAGGUGUGUGAUAUAUCUAUUAUCUGUUAUCAAUGACACAGUAGCAUCAUCAUUGUGAAUGAAUGGAAGCCAGAAAUAUUUUUACUGUAGCUACAUCCUUGAUACUUCAGGGGUUAUGCUCACUUUUGCCCUCUGCACCCCUGGAAUAUGUCAUAGUAAAGAUUGACCUCGGGUAAAAAAAAAAAAAAAAUCAAAUCAAUUUUUCUGUUGCGCGAAGGUGAGAUUCUUUUGAUGUACAUCAAAGGAUAAAACUAGAUUUGUUGUCUCCAUUCUCAAGGUGGCACAUACUGAGCCUUCGAUUUUGCUAUGACAUAUUGCAGGGGUGCAGAAAGUGAAAGUGAGCAUAACCCUUGGAGGAUUGAGAAUGCUGUAAAAUGUUUUGCCAAAAGACACAAAUGAUUUGAAACAUGACUUUAAGGCAUGAAAGUCAUGUUUUGUUACAAGCUUACUUUUCUGUAUAAAUGAUCACUGUGUGUCUCUAUAGCAUCUAAAGUUUGGAUGUAGGUAAAGUUUGGAUGUAGGUAAAGUAAAGUUUGGAUGUAGGUAAAGUUUGAAUCUAAUUAAGUCUGUUGGUUCUACUAGUGUUAUACUAUAUAUCGAGUAAUUUUCGCCCAGUCAAACUUUUGCCCUUUGCUGGUAAAAUCCAUAUUCGCCCAGUUUUAAUUUCGCCCUUCACGUUUAAUCACUUUUUAUUAUGCUGUAUACUUAUUUGCUGAAAUGAUAAACUCGCCCUCAUUACAGUGGGCGAAAAAGGCGAAAAUUGAAUUCUCGUUGUACAGUAUAUUAGUAGUCCAGCUGUAGCUGUAGAUUUCCACACUUUUUAAAACUAGGUGAAGGUGUGAAAGUGAUUUUUUAAAUUUUAUGCAAAAUAUAAUCUCUUCUUAAUAAAACAUUAUUUGUAUCACUAUUUAUUAGUUUCUUGUUGAGGGAUAUUCCCCCCUGUAUCUUAAUAUCGGUAAUGUAAAUAAAAUGGAUGUAGAUGUUGAUUAAAGUUGUUUUGAGCGGUGAUGUCUCGGUUUUGAAUAAGUAAUCAUGGAUAUAUAGUAUGAUAAUUCAUACUGUCAGUCUCGGCAUUUGUUAAAUAUAAACAAUGUUUCAAUAAUUGAAACUUUUAUGACACAGCGUAUCCAUGACAUGUCCUGUAAAUAAUCCCAACUUAUUUGAGUUUAAGGAAUAUAUGUAUUUGAAUCUUUGUACAUACAAUGUAUGAAAGACCUUUGCUUAUGAUACUGUAUAACAGGAAAUAUUCGUGGGUACUUUCCUUGGUGGUCUGAAACUAUGAAGAUAGUUUUGUGGUGCAAACUUUUUGUGGAUACCUCAUAUAAACAAACAUUUUUCAAGAA